Molecule: messenger RNA, 705 nt
Organism: Solea senegalensis (Senegalese sole)
Lineage: Eukaryota; Metazoa; Chordata; Actinopteri; Pleuronectiformes; Soleidae
Product: fibropellin-3-like
Exons: 2
Coding region: 65-661 (198 amino acids)
Biological process (GO): heterophilic cell-cell adhesion; establishment or maintenance of epithelial cell apical/basal polarity
Cellular component (GO): plasma membrane; protein-containing complex
Molecular function (GO): calcium ion binding
Source: RefSeq, a predicted model, not a curated record
UGAUGCCACUUCAGACAGAUGUCUGUCUGCACCCUGCCACAAUGGAGCGACCUGUGUGGACACCAUGGAGGAUUACGCCUGCUUAUGUGCCACAGAAGGCGUUCGAUACAUGGGCAAGAACUGCGAUGAACUCUAUGACGCCUGCUCUUUUGCACCAUGUGCAGACUGCACCAGCAGGCCUGGUACCACACAGUACCACUGUGUCUGCCCACAUGGACUAACAGGUGACAACUGCACAGAGGAGGUGGACGAGUGUCAGAGCAACCCCUGCUCUGGACCUCGCUCGAUGUGUGUGGACCAGCAGAACGGAUACUUCUGCAGGUGUCCUGCCGGGUUCGGAGGACGCGGCUGCAGCACGCACGUAACCGACUGCGUCGACGGACCCUGCAAGAACAAUGGGACUUGUGUGCUACGACCAGAGGGCUUUCACUGCCACUGUGCACCAGGGUUCCAGGGGAGGACUUGUGAGGAGGACGUGAACGAGUGUCUGUCAGAGCCUUGUCAGAACGGAGCCAUCUGCAUCGACGGAGUGGCAGAGUUCCACUGCUUCUGUGUGCCGGGGUUUCAGGGCCACAACUGUGAGAUUGACAUCAACGAGUGUGUGUCACGGCCCUGUGAGAACAACGCCACGUGCAUCAAUGAGAAGGACCACUAUGAGUGAGUCAACUGUGAAAUUGAAAUAGACGAGUGUGAGUCCAGUCCCUG